Messenger RNA from Annulohypoxylon truncatum, 856 nucleotides. RefSeq lists its product as uncharacterized. NCBI's taxonomy places the organism in Eukaryota, Fungi, Ascomycota, Sordariomycetes, Xylariales, Hypoxylaceae. The transcript has a single exon. The coding region runs from base 40 to 318 and encodes 92 amino acids. The record is from RefSeq and is a predicted model, not a curated record.
UUUUUUUUUAAAAAAAAAAUCCAUAUCCAUUCUUUAAAUAUGGAUAAAAUCAAUAUGGACAAGAUAGCCCCUGUCGGAAUAAUCCUAUUCGUCAGCCUGGCUAUUAUUAUCAUUAUCAUCAUUUCUUAUAUUAUUAGAUUUGCUUCCAGCAUUUUUACGUAUGUGUUUUCUGAUAUUUUCAAUCUCUACUUCUUGCUGGUAGGCUUUACUGAUACAAAAUCUACAGCAUGGGACACAUUCCACCUCUUCUCCGCAGUAUCAAGGAGCCUCCUGCUCCAAAAGAUUCCUCCGCAGCGCCCUCCAAGUCCGUCGACUUAGAGAAAUUAGGUACCUAGGUCAUCCGAAAAUAUCUCGUCGGCGGCGACAAUGCCCAUCAAAGAAUAUCACCCGCUAGUCCUUGAGUCCCCGACAAGCUUCGUAAGUUUGGAUCAUGCGUUAUGACAUUCAUUGAUUAACAUCCAUUUUAGGUCAAACUUGACUUCUAGGUCAGUAAACUGGCUUCAACCAGCUGGCGCAACGGGAGACGUGGCUAGCCCGUCUGGAGGGGUGUUGUGGGGAGGCGGGAGGCAUUGGAGAACGAGGUGGUAACACACUCAUUAUCCCAAGCGCAGGGUGCAUUUACGGCUGUAUCAUGCAGCGUAUUUUUUGCAUGCCUGAUGAUCGCUGGCUCCGCAGUGUGGCUAGCGAAAAUAUUUUCUAAUCAUCCUAGAGAUACGGCAUUGCGCCACGCGGUGGCUGGUGCCCUGUGGAGCUAGGGCCAAAAGGCCUGGAAUCAGAUACCGUCACGUGAUCAAUCCUUAUCAGAAUAUUAUUAAACGGAUACUAAACUCCGCGCCUUAGGGCUUUCGUUCGAUUU